AUAACCACUCUAAAUUCUUGGGUCAUGAAGAGGCCGAGAGACUGGUGUGAUAUUGUACGUUCUUUAAAAGUAUUACCAAUACCUUUUGAUAGGCAGAAUGCACCUUCAAAGCAAUCAUCAGCAUUUUGCGUCUAUAUUAAAAGUGUUGAAGGAAUAAAGUGUCAGGUAAAUCAUUUGUUUCUUCCGUAGCUAAGAGCACGAAUUAUAUGAUUCAAACGAAAAUAACAUGUCUCGGCACGGCUUUUUUAAUAAUCCGUUUAAAAAAGUGAAAAUAUUCCUGAAAAGGUUCAAUUACUGUAGUUUUUAUUAUAAAGAUUAAUAUCAGUGACAUAAAUUAGACAAACAAAUUGUUUUCGUAAGAUAUUUUUAAGCAAUCAUCUAAAACUUUUUCGAGUUUUUUAUUUUCAUGUUUAAAUAUUGUUAACUUCUAAUCUUUUAUAUAAAGGCACAGAGCUUAAGCAAUACUUUUUCAUUUAUUAUGAAAAUUGUUCGGUUCGCGAUGCAAAUUAAGUUGUAAGGAUGACAAAUAACUAACUCCUUUGAAUGUAAUAAUGCUUUGAAUACUGCUGAUGUCAAUCAACUUGAAAUAUUUGAUAUUCAAUCGAAUCUUAGAUUAAAAAGUAAUUCUUUUAUCAACAAUCAAAUGCAGAUGGCAGUAUGUGCCAUAUGAGCGCAGUAGCUCACAUUAUUUUAAUGAAUUGAAAUUUUACCUUGAAUCGUAAAGUAAUAUGCAAAUGCACGUUUCUAUUUUGAAAUAAUUGAUUAUGUUAAUAGUACUUUAAUAAUGUUUUCUUUCUCUAUAAUGACUAAAAUUAGUCAUGAUUUCGCCUCUGCAACUAUAUUAACAUCAAUUCAUUAAAAGGUCUUAUUAAUUUACUAAUUGUAAGUAAUAGAAGCGACAGCAUAUGGCAGACAAUGCUUAGUAAACAACCUGAUUUCCUUAGCAAUUUUCGUUACUUGGCUAAAAUAACUAUAAUACACAUUCUAAUUUAUUUCUGAGUAGUAAAAUAUAUGCUAUAUAGCGGAAGUUUAUAUAUAAAAAAUUGCCUUUAGCUUAUAGUCAACAAAAUUUUGUAAUUCUUUUUUGGCAACAACAUCAAGAGUAAUUAGAGAUUUAUGGUAUUUCACAGGUUGCGUGUAACGUAAUAUCGAAUCAUAUAAUUAAAUGUCUGGUCGUAGCAGAGUAAUAAGUAAUCAACAAUCAAUUUCUUCUAGUUGGUUUAGGUUGUUACUGGGCAACUGUCGGUUUGUUGAUAAUGAUAAAAAUAGCUACUUUGAAUAUAUAUCACUUUGCUGUUGAUUUAUUGAUCACUAUACAUAGUAAAUAAAGUAGCAAGAGAGGAGUUCAGCUGCUUUUGAAGAUCCUUUAACGUUUUGAGGGAUUCAUUGUAAAGAUUUAUUAACCUUUCAAUAAUAAUUCAAAUAAUAAAUACAGAUUUUCUAAGAAAAGUCAUUUUAUUGAUAGAUUCAUAUAUAUUUAUAAUUUAUUCAGUGUUGUAUUUGAUUAUCGUAUUGUAUUUCUCUGUGCCGUGCAGUCCAUUUUACUACACUGUCUUAUCGACUGGUUCUAGCUUUUACGCCUCGAUCAAUAGUAUUCUGAAUAUUUCAUUAAAUUUUCAACAAUGAAGAAUGGAUGGUUUACUCCUCUACCUAUAGAUACUUCGCGGAUAUUUUCUGAUUUAGGCUACGUCAAAAAAGUCGAUAAGAAGCAAGUUAAAGUUAAUACUAAUGCAGAUGUAAUUACUGGUGUGACAAAAUGGACAUCCAAAGACGCUCUUCCCUUUGAGAAGAUUUUAAGAAAGAGCUCAACUACUCCUAAUCCUGAAGCGAGAGCUUUUCAACUUCGUUUAUUUCUUUAUGACUCGUCUUAUCAGCAAUUUUUUGGAAAGUCUUUUACCAGCUCAACUGUUAAUGCGAAAGUUGAAAAAGACGGCUUACGAGUCGUUUUCAAUCACAACGUUUAUUUCCAUACCUCAAUCAUCGAUCCCGGUAUAUUGUUGGUUGUGGAAAUUGCGGCUAUUCUUAAUAAUGUUGAACAGAGUUGCGGCUGGGGAAAGUUUGAAUUAUUCUCUUUUGAAGAUGUCCCAGAUUCGUCUGAGACGAAGAACGCGCCCCUUUCCAAAAUUCCAUUAUGCAAUGGCUCUCCAAGAGCACUCUUUUUCUUGAAUCAGGAGAGACAAGAAAUAGAAGUUAUCCCUAAUUGUGUCCUCAAUAUUCAGCUAAGAACUCAUGAAACAUUAAAAAAAGUCCUACACUUAAUACCAGAAAAUGCGAUAGUCAGUAAUAAUGACAGCAUUCCUGGAAUUGUAGAAAAUUCUGGAGGAGACAACUUAAGAUUACCAAAAAAGUUAAAGAAAAAACCAGCUUUUAUCGAGAAAAUUCACGUUAAUUUUGGUUGUUCAGUCGAUCAGUUUGAAGAGGAGUUGUGCAAAUAUUUAAAAGAAGAUAGACGGAACAAAAAUCGCUCGGGAAUAGAAGAAGGUGGAAUAUGUGUUAUCGAAAGGCGCCUAAAGAUUGGCGUUCACAAUGGAUGGACUUUCAUUUCGGAACCGGAAAUUGUUCAAUUACAUUUGGAUGGGGAGCAAUCAAAAAGAUCUGGAUCGAUGAGGAGAGGUAGCUUCAGUCACAGAAGAACCUCAAGUGCCGGAUCACUACAAAAUGCAACUGGUGCCUCAGCUUUAAUUCAUAAAAGCCGAAUCCAGAUUGACGGACUUGUGCAAGAUCCAAUGGUCGCCAUACCCAAGUUUAUGCCACAAGGAAGUAAAAGUUUGAACAUGAGUAUGGUCAGAUCACCAACGUUCAAUGUUGCUGUUAGAUGGGGUUCUUGGUGUCCAUUCAGUAAGCAACAUGGCGUGGAGAAUGUCAUAUAUCUUCAAGGCGGUCCUCUAAUUAAUCCAGAACAAAGUUUCAUCUUCAAACAGCUAACAGCCGACUCUGAUGUUACUGGAUCACAUGGCAGUAUUUCCUCCUCUUCCGUCAUUAAUUUCCACUUUUAUGACGAUGAUCAAUAUUCUGGAAGAUCAUCCUCUUUACAGGUUCCAGGUGUUGUUGAAUCAAAUAGAAUAGGAAUGCUCAAAUCCGCUUAUCAAGAUACAACUAGUAUUCACUCAGACGAAAGUGGCUUGCAAGAGAUAUCGACAAAGCCACCGUUGCAUCCAUCCAGCGUCAGAACACCAAAGACUUUCGGUCGGGAAGUGCCAGAAAUUCCGGUUCAUUCUCCCGAUUCCUUUGUCAGAACUGAUCAGAUCACAGCCAGAACAAGUUACGAACAAGGCAUGCCAUACAUUCCUUCAUUAGGCUUAACUCCAUCGCCAACUGGGACUCAGCAGGCUUACCAGCAACAGAUUUCUGGAUACCCUACUGGUCCAGCUAUUCCUUACGGACCCCAAUCUGUAGGACAAGGCUAUUUGCCCCUUGAGAUUUCCCAGUUGAGAGCUACAUCGACAUCACCCUAUAUGAGCACGCGCGGAGAAAUCAUGCACGAGCUACCUUUUACCCCUUUUCACGCUCCUGUAAUCGCAAGCGGAGGAGGACCUAGGAGCCAAGGCUUAUCAAGAGCUGCUUAUUCUAAGUUAUACAGUGCCGGAUUUCCGGCCAUCGAGGAUUCCAAGGGCCGCUCAGCCGAGGUAGUUGAUCCUAUGGAUGAAUUACAAUUUGAUCCUUAUAAAGAAGAAGCGGAUAAACUUCAAACUAAUCAGAUUAUCUUUCAAUUUUUGGCAUUUUCCAGAUUGGAAAACUUGGAACUAACUGGAGGGCAACCGACACCUUCAUCGAUUUUUCUCACCUUUCAAUUUUACCGUUUUCCUCAAGUAACCACAGAGAGAUUAUCAUUAGCCGAAUUGGAGGGUGAUCUAUCGAAUAAUAUGCAUACUGCCCCUUUUAUAUUAAAAAAAAUUGAUAAAAGCGGCAGAAUUGCACAAGGACAACCGGGAUAUGAAGUGAAAUACGAUUUAGAUCCAGCUUAUAUGAAAAGUGGUGAAAAGAGGUUAUUCCUAGAUUAUUUAUCACGUCAAACUUUACAUAUUGACGCUUGGGAUGGCGAUUCCCUUCUCCUCAUAGGCUCCGCAGCUGUUGAGUUAAAACAUCUUUGUCGUCAAGGACGACCUGCAGUACAAGUAACUUUUGAAUUGGAUGUUGUUGCCACCGAACAUGAAGAAAUAAUUCAGGAGUCACCAACUAAACCAGUUGAAGUUAAUAAUCUUUUACGUGGACGCUUGCAUUUCCGAGCUGCUAAUGUUGGAAUAAAGUCAGAAGUUGUUUAUAAACAAGUUGAAAUAGUCUGCUCCAAGCCAAUAAUUUCAGCGGAUGAUAGCAUCCGAAAGCAGUUCGCAGGUGGUAGUUUGCAUAGCUUCAACAAAUAUAAACAGGAUGUGAAAUGCAACAAAGUUGUUAGAGCAUAUCACAUGAUUGAAGCAAACAAUGAGCUUGCAGAAGUAUUAAACUCAUUCAAAAAAAAGAAUAAUACCGAGAAUGAUAGUAAUCAAACUAGUUCGGAGAGGCGUAAGAAACUGUCUAGAAUGCAAGCCGUUAGGAAGACAGAAAGCGACGAAAACGUUCCGCCCAUCGUCGAAUCCUUUAGAGCCGUUAAGGAAGAGAGGUCUCGAGACCUGAAAACAAUCGAUACUUACCGAACUGCUUCUAAAAGAGAUGGUAUAUUAAAUGUACUGAGUGCUGCUAUUACAACGGAGCACGUAAUUCAUCCUUCGUUUGGAAAAACUUCUUUUUUUGAAUUUUCAUUACGUAAUCCAUAUAAUACCGCCCAUACCGUCGAAAUCGAAUGCGAUGACGCGGAACUACGACUUGUUACCGAUUCACAAGAAUGGAAAUAUCUUAAAGUAAUAAAUGACUUAUUGGAUAGCCCCACAGAGGAAGGCUUAUUUAGCUCGUCAGAUGAAGGCAUUCCACAAAUAUACUUGCGACCUAAGGAAAGGGUAAACGUGCCCUUUAAAUUCCUCACCUUUAAGGCUGAUAAUACAGUACAAACGACAGGCGCCGUAAAUAUUUUUAAGGCGUCAGCUAAGAAAGAAAAAUUCAAAGAUGAAGGCAGAGUAGUAAAAGUGUAUUGUAGAACUGUGGAAUCUAAAAAUCCAGUAGCAGUUUUAAAGUUAAGAAUAGAGCCCUUACCACAUGUAAUUGAUCAAACAUUCAGAUUUCAUCAUCCGGAACACAGUUUUUUUCGUCAAUCGUUGAGACUUCCUCCGUUAAAUCAUUUACCAGGAGCAAUCGUUGGUAAUGGUCAAGCUCAACAAAUUUAUGUAAAGUGUAGCGAUCCAAAUGUAAUAGCAAAUUCAAGAGCAGUUUUAGUUGGUGAACCUCACGACGUAACUAUAAAAGUGGCUUGUGGAGCUGCGCCACAGAUAAAAAAAUUUUAUCUCGCGCUGUAUACGGAAAAACACCUAGCAAAUCCUCUUCAAAUCUGGAAAGUACUGAUUCAUUCCUUGCAGAGGAUUGAUAUUGCAUGCAUUGAAGGGCAAACAACGAGGACUAACGUCGUAUUAAAAGGAGGUCAUUCGUCAAAACUUGUAAAGGCCUACGUCAGUCAUCCGAUGCAUAUGUCCGUUUCACCUUCAGAACCUUUUACGUUAACAGCCAAUUCUCUUUAUGAAUUGGCGAUCGGAGUAAGAGGAAGUUCUGCAGGAGUUAGGUUUAUGUAUAUAAACGUCGUAGAUGUUGACUGUAGGACGCUUUUCAAAUCAUGGCUCGUUUGUGUCAAUUGUAAAUCACCUGAAGUAGGAAAGUCUUUCGAAGUAAAAGUAGCGACCGGAAGAGCAGUUAACAAACGACUGGCGUUUACUAAUCCGUAUUCGUCAAAGAAGGCUUUUCACAUUCUCACUUCCAGACCGGAUUUAUUGCACUUCAAGGAGACACGUAUAGAAUUGAUGAGUCAGGAGACAUAUAAUAUCGGUUUACGGUUCAUACCGGUAGGAAGUACAGGGGUCGUCAAUAUCUUAGUAUUUGUUAAUGACGAAGAUGAUAAAACAGAAGAAACUUUUUCUGUUACAGUACAAUAUACUUCGUGA
Dimorphilus gyrociliatus is the source of this 6020-nucleotide messenger RNA. The record is from the annotation of a GenBank genome assembly. NCBI's taxonomy places the organism in Eukaryota, Metazoa, Annelida, Polychaeta, Dinophilidae.